UUUUCCUCUUCCUUUGAUGAAAAAACUGUUUGUUUGCUAUUAGUUUUGGUGAUUUUUUACUGAAUUUUUACAUGAAUGUCAAUAAUUUGAUCUGAUUCACUCUUGCAUGCUUGAAAACAGACACAUAGGUGAUCUUUUUGAGCGGCUAGUGAAUGUCAAUCCCAAUUUUUUUGGGCACUGAAAGCAUCUCAGUGACAAAGCCCUUCUAUCAUUGUCAUUUUGAUGGGUUAAAGUGCCUUUGCUUCCACCAAUUAAUGCUUUGUUUAAGCUCUUUAAGUGUUUUUAUUAUGUGCUUAACUAAUAUUUGGAACAGAGAAUGUCCUCAAACGAAGAUAUUGCGGUGCGUAGAGCUGAAGAGAUUAAGGAACAACGACGAGCUGAAAGAAAGCAAAGAUUAUUCAGCUGGCCAUUGCGGUAUGAUCUAUGCAAGCAAAAUGAAAAGCCAUUUUCGUCGAGGACAAUGGAUGAUGAUGAGGUGCUUUGACACAUACCGCCACCAAGCUUUGAGAAACUGUGGAGGUUACAAGACAAGAAUGUUGAAACAAAUUCAGUGUAAUCCCGUAGGUAGGCUGCAGUGAAAGAGAGACAGUAACUAAAAUUCAAAAUUGUUAUUGGAAGGGCACCGUUCUUAUAUCAUUUUUGCACAUAUGUAAACUGAGACCUAUAUUAUAUUUAGAUUUUCUUUUAUUGGUUUCUUUGCUUAUCAGUUUCUAUUCAAAAUGUGGGAAUUUAGCUUUGGCGCAAUGUGAUUGAUUUAAUUCCUGAGAGAGAUGGUGAUUGCAUUACUUCAAGGCUAUGUGCAACUUAUUUCAUGCUUAUUCUGGCAUAGUGACUCUGCUAAUGAGGCUUGUUUUGUUGUGCUUCUAAUCAGAGUUCUCACCAUUUCUUUCUUAGGUCAGGUUUGAAGCUCCAUUAAUAAUUGUAUCACAAGUUUUCUAUAUAUAAUUAGGAAGAUUGUACAAAAAUUCUCGCGUUUGAUUAUGGUACUGGAAUGAAGUGAUUCUCAAUUGUU
Lycium ferocissimum is the source of this 1012-nucleotide messenger RNA. RefSeq lists its product as uncharacterized. Lineage: Eukaryota; Viridiplantae; Streptophyta; Magnoliopsida; Solanales; Solanaceae. The record is from RefSeq and is a predicted model, not a curated record. The transcript is spliced from 4 exons. The coding region runs from base 153 to 578 and encodes 141 amino acids.